UUAACCACCUCAGAAACAUAACAAACAAAUAAGGGGCUCCAACAGACCUUUUUAACCAUGGCUGAUGUUCACACCACCUAGCCGGAAAUGGGAUUAUCCAACCAAGCUAGGAAAACAUGACAGGUCUUUUCAGUACUCCUUUCGGACUGUCUCUCUGAGCAGACGGCCUGCUGCGGGGGCCAAUAAGAUGUUCCUGUUGACGGGGAGCAAGGGGCCACAGGGAGCCGGCCAUGAAAGGAGGACAAUCUACCAGAAAAUCCGGGAGUACGAUCUUCUGGAGAAGAAGAAAACGGUUACUGCGUUAAAGCCGGGAGAAGACAGGGCCAUUCUCCUGGGCCUGAUCAUGAUCCUGUCCUCGUUCAUGAUGUUCUUUCUCUUGGGAAUAACCAUGGUGCGCUCAUACUCAGACAGCAUAUGGACGGAGGAGUCCAGCUGCACCAUCCUGAACUCCACUAUCACGGCGGAGAUGAACUGCACCUAUAGCUGCGGCUCAGACUGCUGGAGAGGCUCAAAGUACCCCUGCCUGCAGGUGUUCGUUAGCCUCAACGCCUCCGGGAAGGUGGUCCGCCUCUCCCACAACGAGGAGACGCAGGAAGCCAGUUCAGAGUGCUUCUACGUACCCAAAUGCAGAAAGGACCACGUGGCCAUGCACACGAUGAUCGCCAACAUAACGGAGCAUCUGAAGCCUCAGCAGCAAGUGCCCUGCUACUACGACCCGGAAGAGAGGCAGGACACUGUGAUCCUAACGCGGCUGUACAGCCAGGGGGCGCUGUUCCACUCCCUCCUCUGGCCCUCAUGCAUGCUCGCCGGGGGCACCCUCAUCAUCCUCAUGGUGAAGCUCACACAGCACCUGUCCAUGCUCUGCGAACAGAUCGGCAAGGGCAAAAGCUGAAACCAACGGGGAGAGCCAGCCACGCGUCGUCACCAGAGAACCUUAACGAUAAUGGUGGUAAUUCUUUACUUGAAGCGUAGUCUCGAAAAUCGAGGAUCAUCGACUCUGGCGCUCAAAUCCGAAUCCAGCCCUGGUUUUCUUUUCUCCCGGGGAAUUAGUGCUACUGAUUGACCAGAAUGUUUUCACUCCUGACUCAGGUAGAGGGAGGGUGGAAAACCAGCAGUUCUUUGCCGUCGAGGACCGUGAGUUGACGAUCCCUGCUCUAAAUCCUAUGCAAUGCUGCCGUAUGAAUGACAUAACGUGCUGUGACCAGCCCCGACAGUGUAUUACAGCUCAACACAAGCGCCAAAACACUGUCAUAAUGUGUGCAGCACAUUUUAUAGAUCAGCCUCAAAAUAUGUGCUACAAAAUGAUGAUAAAUGCAGAACAUUUUACAUAUCAGACAGUGUUAUGACAUCUGUCUGAAAUUGUAAUAUGCUUUCAUGACUGGUUAUGCCAGGUUUUAUGUCAUGCUUAUGACAACAAGUAGGUAUUAUAUAGGAUCAUGGAAUAUAGUUAAUGUCAAAUAUUACCCAUCCUUCAUUGAAAGAGAUUUCAUUGUGUAUUUAUUACUACUUUUGAAGGUGGUCUUGGAAUGGGUACAUUGGUAGCAUAAUAACUUCUGUUUAGAGAAGAUGUAUAAUUUAAGGGUUUUAUACACCAUGUGAAUGUAUGUCCUGCCACCGAAAAGUGCACACAUUUCCGUUGCUUACUUACUUGCUUUCUUUAAGCGUACAUGUGUGGCACAAUCACAUUUAUUUUUGGGCAGCAAUGGUUUAAGCUAAAUUGAUAGGCUUAGAGUGUGAGCUUCCCUUAAUCUUCCGAUGACUAAAGUAAUGAGUGGUUCUGGGAGAGAGGUUUAGAGAAAAUAAAAUUCAGAAAAUUUCAAAGCCAACUAUACCCUUCACUUGGUUAUGAAUAGUAAGUACAGUUAUCAGCAGAUAGCGUUUAUCCAUGUUGGUCAUACUGUGUCGUGAAAGGUUUUCCAAUUGCAUUGUUUAAAAUGCUUUAAAGCCUGGAAUGUUAAAACAUAAAUGCGUUUAUUCAAACUCUGAUAUGAGUUCUGAUGUUCUGGAAAUGCAAAGUUGUAAACUCUGUAAGCAACAAGGAUCUUCAUUUCUGAGGAUGCUUCUAAUGUGCUGCAGAUGUCUGUAAAUAUUUGUUCUUUUCAUCAUGAAAGCUUUAUAAAAAAUCUUUGGUUUUUGAGAGUGCGAUUCUAAAUGUCUUUCGUUGUAUUAAUAACUCAAAGCACAAUUGUAUCUCUUAUUUAUAGCAACCCCAAUAAAAAUGUGGCAUAUACUGAAAUAUGAUAUAAAAAUUUAAUUACAUCCAUAAUUAUACAGUUAAAUGAGAUAUGCGUCCUAUUUGAGAGUUAUCCUAGUUAUAUCAACAUGCUUAAAUAUUUUCUUUAUUUUUUUACGUACUGACCCUGGAGUCAAAUGCAGGAUUCAUUUGCAGAUGUGUGUGCAAAACCAGUCACAUAGUGGCUGACAACCAUGUUCCGAUCCAAACUAUUUAGAAUCAAGGGCAAUAAUUGAUUU
Conger conger (European conger) is the source of this 2472-nucleotide messenger RNA. RefSeq names its product calcium-activated potassium channel subunit beta-2-like. NCBI's taxonomy places the organism in Eukaryota, Metazoa, Chordata, Actinopteri, Anguilliformes, Congridae. The coding region runs from base 65 to 892 and encodes 275 amino acids. Gene Ontology annotation, cellular component: membrane; voltage-gated potassium channel complex. The record is from RefSeq and is a predicted model, not a curated record. The transcript has 5 exons. Gene Ontology annotation, biological process: detection of calcium ion; potassium ion transport. Gene Ontology annotation, molecular function: calcium-activated potassium channel activity; potassium channel regulator activity.